CCCGAGAGCAACAAUUCAAUGUUGAUGCCCAGAGGCUCUCGUCGUUCUUGACCGCAAGGUGCCCAACGUCGACAAGCAGUUUCUAGACAGGGUAAAUACUCCGGGGGUCUCCCUGUCUAUGGCGAACAGACCUGGCAUUAGCGCCCGCAGCUACGGCACUCACCAGGCACUCCAUCGCUAAUAACGGUGGGGCACAUGCCCAAGCUCCACAAACGUCCACCCAACGAGAUCCGGAAGCUUACACUAAAACGGCAUCAUCCCUCAAGCACAUACUAGCUCGUCCUUGCUGCCAGUCCUUGCUUCCAGUCCUUUGUCACCAAUUCACCCGAUGUCGUAAUUCACGGCAAAUAGGAGUCUGCUUCCCUACCCGGUGCCGUGCUCCUGGGCUCGUUGAUUGAUAUCUACCCCGCGCGCGCCGCCCCCACGCCCUCAAUCCUGCCCGGUUGGGUGGACAUGCUCCUUGCAACGCAGCCAUGGAUACCAAAGACCUCGAUACCGAAUCGAUCAAGCAAUGGCGCUCCAUCGUCACGCUUGUUGUUUUUGUCAUCACGAAUGUGAUCGUCCUUUUUCCGUUUCAUAUACCUAUUUUUGUCCCGCGACCGUUCGCAUAUGCCGUUCUGGACGUACUGGCUUUUCUAAGAGUGAUAAAACCAAGGCGGAAUGAGCCCUCGUCUUCUGCCCAGCAUGAACAAGUCGCCGGUGAGGCUGCAUACGAUGGCGGAAGCAUCACUAAACCAGGAUCUUUUGUCCGGCUGGAGUUCCCAAUGAACUUCCUGACUGCGCCCCUUGUUGCAGAUAUCUUCCUACUCGCCAUUUCGGCCAUCGGCCGCAAGGAGGUUGUAGAUGGGACCUAUGGCACCGAUCACAUCCACCCUUACGACAUCAUGCUCUUCUUCAUCAGCCUCGCCUACAUUGCCAUCUCCAUCGACGCCUCAGGCCUCAUCAGAUACCUUGCUUUCAAGGUGCUUAUAUGGGGCGGCGAUGUUGGCCAUAGGCUCUUCUUCUACCUCUACGCCUUCUUCUUUGCCCUCGGCACCUUCAUCGGCAAUGACCCAAUCAUCCUCUCCGGCACCGCCUUCCUCGCCUAUAUGACGCGCGUAUCCAGCAACAUCAAACACCCUCGUGCUUGGAUUUACACCCAAUUCGCCAUAGCCAACAUUGCAUCCGCUACUCUCGUUUCCUCCAACCCCACCAACCUCGUGCUUGCCGGCGCCUUUAGCAUCAGGUUCAUCGACUACACAGCCAACAUGGUGGUGCCUGUCGUUGUGACAGCCGUUGUCCUGUUUCCUUUCCUCCUCUACAUAAUCUUCCCUGAUCCGGCACUCAUUCCCCACAGGAUCACCUUGCACGCGCUUCCUGAGGCCGCCAGGGAGAAAAGACCGGUGAAUCCCAACAUCCCGAACGCCAGGGGUGAUGCCGAUGAGGCGGCGCUUGAAAACAACGAGCAAGGCAAGCUUUUGUCUCUGGAGGAGAUCAUGAAUCCAUACCUUGACAAGAAGAGUGCCAGCUUCGGGGGCAUCGUCAUGGCUGUGACGCUCAUCACCCUGCUGGCUCUCAACGCGGCGCACACGCAAGGUGGCCAGGAUCAGCAAAAGCCCGUGUUCUACGUGACACUACCCGCCGCCCUCGUUAUGCUCUGCUGGGACAUGGGCUACGGCUGGCUGCAUCGGAAGGAGACGCGCGAGAUUGCCAAAAAGGGCCGUCAGGAUAUUGAAGAAGGCAGAGCCCGCCGAGCGGAGGGCCGUGCCGCCCGAGAGCAAACCGAUCAGGCUUCUGGCUCUGGGACCGAAACCAGCACUAUCAGACCGGAGCCUCACCACGCGCAAGUGCCACCGCAGCCACCCGCCACCAACCAGAUCGCCGGUGAUUCUAGCGACGAAAUCGCGACGGCACCGCAGUCGCCCACCGCCGCCGUCCACACACCUACAGGUGCCGAUAUGUCAGACAAAGACGAAGCAGCCCUGUUGGAGAAGCCGAACUCGGCUUCCACAGCCAUCCAGCCAGCAACACAACAGGGUGCGCUUGUUGGUUUGAGCGAUAGCGUGGCUGAUGAGAAGGGCGUCUUUCAGAAGAAGACAGAUGGGGCCGACAACCCUACCGAAGCAGAACUAGCCGCGGAUCCUGAGAAACAGCCCGAUACCAACGGUGCCCCCAGCAACGUAACACUUGCCUCGUUCGUCAAGGAUCGUUACACUUGGUGUCAGGAGACUUUCCCAACAACAAUGGCGGUUCUGGCUCACCUGCCGCUGGCUCUCGUCCCCUUUGCCUUCGCCAUGUUCGUCUUGGUUCAGGCUCUCGUCAGCAGUGGCUGGGUGCCCGUUUUUGCCCACGGCUGGGCGCACUGGGUGGAGAAGACGGGCACGGUGGGCGCGAUUGGAGGAAUGGGCUUUCUCUCCGUGGUCCUGUGCAAUUUUUCGGGCACCAAUAUCGGCACCACCAUCCUGCUGUGCCGUGUUGUGCAGGCGUGGGCCUCCAUCGCGAGCGCUGGCCAGACGCACAUCUCAGAGCGGACCUACUGGGCGACAGUCUACAGCAUGGCCAUUGGAGUCAACUACGGCGCCUUCAGCACAGCAUUUAGUGCCUCGUUGGCUGGCAUGCUGUGGCGGGACAUCCUCCAGCGCAAGCAUAUCCACGUUCGCGGCCUGGAUUUUGCGCGCAUAAACGUGCCCAUUAUUUCCGUCGCCAUGAUUAUCGGCUGUGUGGUUCUCAUUGGCGAGGUCUGGAUCAUGAGGGAUGGUGAGUCCCCAUACGUUUGAAGCACGCGCCGCGAGCCCGCGAGCCGCGGCUUCAUUGCCACAAGAUCGCAUCGGCAAGACCUCGCAGAUUUUUUUUUUCUCACAAUUCUCCCUGUACAUUUCCUUUCGUUCCCUGACUGCCGGAAACCGAGAGCUCCAGCCCAGGUCACUAGGACGACACGACUUCAUUCUUGAAUCUCGAAUAUCCAUUUUCCGGUCCGCCCAUGC
Molecule: messenger RNA, 2963 nt
Organism: Gaeumannomyces tritici R3-111a-1
Lineage: Eukaryota; Fungi; Ascomycota; Sordariomycetes; Magnaporthales; Magnaporthaceae
Exons: 3
Coding region: 474-2756 (760 amino acids)
Biological process (GO): transmembrane transport
Cellular component (GO): membrane
Source: RefSeq, a predicted model, not a curated record